Melopsittacus undulatus (budgerigar) is the source of this 775-nucleotide messenger RNA. RefSeq names its product FUN14 domain containing 2 (gene FUNDC2). Gene Ontology annotation, biological process: autophagy of mitochondrion. Gene Ontology annotation, cellular component: mitochondrial outer membrane. The transcript has 5 exons. The coding region runs from base 57 to 512 and encodes 151 amino acids. Lineage: Eukaryota; Metazoa; Chordata; Aves; Psittaciformes; Psittaculidae. The record is from RefSeq and is a predicted model, not a curated record.
AACGCGCUUACGCCGCCGUGUGGGUUUACUUGGCCGCUGCGGCCGUUGGCGGAGGAAUGGCGGCGCGGGGCGGAGGUGCGGAGGACACCUUCAACAUCCUGGACCUGGCGGAGUUCACCAAGAAGCAGCCUUGGUGGCGGAAGGUGUUCGCCCCCAGCUCGGGGUCCAGGGCUGAGAAGUACAACGUGGCCACGCAGCUGCUGAUCGGAGGGGUCACGGGAUGGUGUACUGGAUUCGUCUUCCAGAAGGUUGGAAAGCUGGCAGCGACAGCGGUGGGAGGGGGCUUUUUCCUGCUUCAGAUCGCAAAUCACACGGGAUACAUCAAAGUGGACUGGAAGCUGGUAGAAGGGGACAUGAAUAAAGCCAAGCGGGAGCUGAAAUUUCACACCAGUGGUAACAAAGUGUCUCCAGAAGUGAGAAGCAAAGUGGAUGAGGUGAUCAUAUUUCUGAAGAAGAAUGUUAUCCUGACUGGAGGGUUUGCUGGAGGAUUCCUGCUCGGAUUAGCAUCCUAGAAACUGCAUUUGACUCUCCAUCUCCAGCCUUCCCUGCCCUCCUCUGUCGUUUUCUCGCACUUUUAAGUCAAAGGAUGUUGUAAACAUGUUCAGUUCAUCCUGUCCGUAGGUUCCAGCCUUUUUUCUUACAAUGCUGCCUCUGUUUUCCAACCUUUUCCUCUGGGCUAUUAAGAUGCUGGGAUUUGUCUGAAACUUAUGACUCCCAGUGUAUCAUUGUGAUUCCUUUCCCCACUAAAUAUGCCCAGCCCAAAUUUUCUGAUGAG